Drosophila novamexicana is the source of this 1809-nucleotide messenger RNA. It is a transcript of the gene twz, whose product is annotated as BTB/POZ domain-containing protein kctd15. The record is from RefSeq and is a predicted model, not a curated record. The transcript has 5 exons. Lineage: Eukaryota; Metazoa; Arthropoda; Insecta; Diptera; Drosophilidae. The coding region runs from base 689 to 1747 and encodes 352 amino acids. Gene Ontology annotation, molecular function: protein binding. Gene Ontology annotation, biological process: protein homooligomerization.
CGGGGCAACUGCGCCGCUGCCACUCCGUUUAUGAGGCAGUGCCAGAGCCAAAGUCACAGUCCGAGUCAGAGUCCGAGUGGAAGUCGAAGCACCACCAGCAUCAUCAGAGCAGCCAACCACAAAAGGCGGCCACAAACCAGAAACAGGAAUUGAUGCGGCUCUGGCAUACCCAUCAAUAAGCAAAUCACAAAGGGUCUAUACCAAAACGUAACCCUCAGAAAGAGUUAAUAGAGAAAGUCCAUUGAUUAUGUUUCCAAGGAAUAUUUAGAACUUCAUGAAGAAACUUAAAUCAAAUCAAUUAUCCAAGUUAACUCCUCAUUAUUCAAUUCAGCUGUUGAAUACAAAAUGUUGUUGUUUUUCCAAAUUUCAAAUAAUGUAAAUAUCAAAUAUUUUCGCGAUCUUGAAUUUUCAAUGGCAACCAGUUUAAGUGCAUUUUCUAGAGGGUAUUUCCUAGUCGAACAUUCUUGUGGCAUACCCGGCUUUUAGUAUUUGCUUUGAGGCGAAAGUGUGCGCUCUGGGAUGUGGUUAUUCGGGCCAGAUAUGAUAAGGGUCAUGUAACUCUGCCCAGCCGGCUGAGGUGUGUGGCAGUUGGGCUGUGCCCCGAAAUGCUUGAACUCCAUUUGUUGCAUUGGAUCAACGAUCACCAUUGACGGUGGAGUCCUCCUGCCCCAAACGCAAAAAAUGCGAUAUGGAUCGAGAGCGCGAAAGAGAUGCAAAGGGCCUCGAGCCGCGCGAUUUAUCCUCCACGGGCCGCAUCUAUGCCCGCAGCGAUAUUAAAAUCAGCGCUUCGCCCACCGUUUCGCCAACGAUCUCAAAUUCCUCAUCGCCCACACCGACGCCGCCCGCCAGCUCCUCCGUGACGCCGCUGGGCCUGCCCGGCGCGGCGGCCGCUGCCGCUGUGGCCGCUGCCGCAGCAGCUGCUGCGGGCGCCGGACCUGGUGGUGGCGGCGCCUCGGCCGGGGCCAGUUCCUAUUUGCACAACCACAAGCCCAUCUCGGGCAUACCCUGUGUGGCGGCCGCGUCCCGGUAUACGGCGCCGGUGCACAUCGAUGUCGGCGGCACAAUCUACACGAGCUCUCUGGAGACGCUUACCAAAUAUCCCGAAUCGAAGCUGGCCAAGCUCUUCAAUGGACAGAUACCCAUUGUGCUUGACUCGCUGAAGCAGCAUUAUUUCAUCGAUCGGGAUGGUGGCAUGUUUCGCCAUAUACUUAACUUUAUGAGAAACUCAAGACUAUUGAUUGCCGACGAUUUUCCCGACCUCGAGCUCUUGCUCGAGGAGGCACGCUACUACGAAGUGGAGCCCAUGGUUAAGCAGCUGGAGAGUAUGCGCAAGGAGCGCGUUCGCAAUGGCAACUAUUUGGUGGCGCCACCCACACCGCCAGCACGUCACAUUAAGACCAGCCCAAGGACUAGCGGUGCGCCCGAGUGCAAUUAUGAGGUGGUCGCGCUUCACAUCUCACCGGAUCUGGGUGAACGCAUUAUGCUGUCGGCGGAACGGGCGCUGCUCGACGAGCUCUUCCCGGAGGCCAAUCAGGCAACACAGUCGAGUCGGAGCGGCGUCUCCUGGAACCAGGGCGAUUGGCGCCAAAUCAUCCGCUUCCCACUCAACGGCUAUUGCAAACUGAACUCCGUUCAGGUGCUCACACGGCUGCUGAACGCCGGCUUCACCAUUGAGGCCAGCACCGGGGGCGGCGUCGAGGGGCAACAGUUCUCCGAAUAUUUGUUGGUGCGUCGCGUUCCAAUGUGAUAGGCUCCAUGUCCAGGUCAACGUCUGCGUCAACGUUCUGGGCACUGUGUAAUCGUAAUCUU